Molecule: messenger RNA, 954 nt
Organism: Pollicipes pollicipes
Lineage: Eukaryota; Metazoa; Arthropoda; Thecostraca; Pollicipedomorpha; Pollicipedidae
Product: FERM domain-containing protein 5
Exons: 9
Coding region: 1-954 (317 amino acids)
Biological process (GO): actomyosin structure organization
Cellular component (GO): cytoskeleton
Source: RefSeq, a predicted model, not a curated record
AUGGUGUUCAGCUUCCGGGUCAAGUUCUACCCGGGCUGGCCGGAGCGGCUGCAGGAGGAGCUGACCCGGUACCAGGUGUACCUGCAGCUGAAGCGGGACCUGCUGGAGACGGGCGACUACGACCCGGAGGAGCACCGCGGCCGGUACGCGUCGGACUACUGCCUGGUGUCGCGCGCCAGCAGCCGGCUGGAGGAGCGCGCCAUGGAACUGCACUGCUGCCAGAUGCGCGGCCUGCUGCCGGCGCCGGACCAGUGCGGCCGGCCCGUCAGCCUGGGGCUCAACUACCGCGGCAUCUCCGUCAUCCAGGACGGCCGCCGCUCCCACCUCUUCCGCUGGCAGGACGUGCAGAAGCUCAACUUCGAGAACAAGAUGUUCAUCGUCCACCUGGUGUUCGUCGAGGACUCGAGAACCAAGAGUAAGCGGACGGUGGGCUACAAGAGCGACUCGGUGCAGAAGUGUCGCCACUUCUGGCGGGACGCCACCGAACACCGCCUGUUCUUCACCGCGCCGCGCAUGGUGCUGGGCGGCUCUCUGUUCUCGCGCCACUCGCGCGUGCGCUUCUCGGGCCGCACCGAAAGGGAGGUGUGCCGGCAGCCGGUGCGCCGCGACCCGCCCCAGUUCAACAGGUACGGUCUGCGGCCGUCCGUGCGGCGGAAGGCGCAGAGCGUGCCGGCCACGCCGUGCGACUCGCAGGAGAGCUCCCUGGCCGACGACGAGGCCAUGAUGGUGUCGCCGACGGACGAGGCCGGCCGUCUGCUGCAGCCGCUCAGCGAAAUCGCCGACUACACGCCGCCCUCCAGUCCCGACCUGUCGCCGAUCCGGGCGUUCGAGGACGGCGGCCUGCUGGACACGGCGACCACACGCGAGCUGCGCGCCUACCCCGAGCUGCAGCUGCUGCGCCACCGCCUGUACGAGCCGGCCAAGCAGUUUGUGGCGCGCGGCUCGGGCGUCUAA